GCAGCGAGGGUUAGGGUAAUGGUGGAUAGAUGGCGGCUCGACUGCUGUAUUUUCUAAGGCGUCUUUCUAUGCCUUAGCUCUGCAAGUCAACUUGAGUGACUUCAGCCCUGCUAGACACGAACACGUGGCAUCUGUUGGAUGUCAUGGCGGGAUGGGUAGCCCCCUUGGUUCGUGCUGCCGACAGCGCUGUCUUUGCCUCUCACCAGACUUGCCGUUCUCACCUAAACCCCAGACUAUGUCUCUCAAUGUUCCAUUUGUUUUUUGUGUGCGUG
Molecule: messenger RNA, 272 nt
Organism: Geodia barretti
Lineage: Eukaryota; Metazoa; Porifera; Demospongiae; Tetractinellida; Geodiidae
Source: the annotation of a GenBank genome assembly